AUGGCCUCAACAACACAAAUCAUAACAACUGCGAAGCACGAUUACCAAGUCUCGUAUAAAAUUGAGACAUAUCCUUCCGAUGCAGAACUCAAACGUGCCAACAGACUCAUUCCUCACAUUCUCGAGGAAGAGGCACGUGACAAUCCUCAAAGAGUCAUAGCAAUGGUGGCCAAGACAUCUGACAUAUCUGAGGGAUUCGAAGAAGUCAAUGCUGGGCAGUUUCUGCGUGGUGUUGACUUCCUAGCUCAUUGGAUCGACUCUUAUAAGUCUAAAUCUUCAUCGACGGAGACUUUUGCGUUUAUUGGAUCUCAGGACUUUCGCUAUCCGAUCAUUGAGAUUGCUUGUAUGAAAACUGGAAAUCCUCUGCUUUUACCAAGGGCUGGAAAUGCACUAGCAAACACAGUUUCGUUUCUCAAGGCGACCAAAAGUACAAAGAUUUUCUACACAUCGCAGUAUUCAGAUCUUGCUGCACAAAUUUUGGAAGUACUUCCAACUCUGGAAAGACACGAAAUACCGACGCUAAAGGAUAUCAUAACGACAAGAAGCAAGCCGUACCUUUACACGAAGGAUUGGGAUACACAUAAAGAUGAGCUUGCAUUGAUUGUUCAUACAUCAGGUUCCACAGGUGCACCAAAACCAAAGAAUUGCAGCUAUGAGUUCCUCAGUAGUUACGUCAACAGCAACAUCUUGUUACCUGAUGUACCUGGGCGAGUAAUUUCAGGCUCCAAGCUUGUAAAAAAAGGCGAACUAUUCUUGAGUGGGUGUAGUUUCAGUCAUGCAUCUGGACUCGGCUUAGUGUUCUCAACCAUCAUCUUAGGUUCGACCUUGGUUCGUGGCCCACCGAAUGCACCGUCUAGUGGAAAGAUUCUCCACGAUAUCAUGAAGGCUCUUCCAAUUCGUGGAAUAACAGAGGUUCCCAGCGCUAUAGAGCAAUUAUUCUUAGAUCAUAGUGAGGGCCUCAAAGAUGAAAUCGCUGCUCUGAAAUAUGUUUCCUGGAUCGGAGGUCCACUAUCACAGAAGACAGGAGACUUCAUUAUCGCCAAUACAGACGCAUUACUAACCCAAAUUUUCGGGUCGACUGAAACCGCCCAAUUACCCCUUCUUGUACCGCCCAAAUCACAUUGGUCGUAUAUUGAAUUCCACCCUCAAUUCUUACCGGAUUUGGAGCCAGUUAACUCCGACUCUACGCUGUGUGAGGUGGUUUUGAACAAAUACGAUGAUCCAGCUCUUGCUUGGUCUCAACCUGUUUUUCGCAUGGCACCCGACCAGUCUCAGUGGAGGACCAGAGAUAUUCUGCGCCGUUACGAAGGUCCACUUCCGGAUGGAGUAGGUCCACUUUGGAAGUUCGAAAAUCGAAUUGAUGAUCUCAUCAUUCUUUCCAAUGCAUCCAAAGCAAAUCCUGUGCACAUUGAGACUCUACUACAAUCACACCCGCUAUUAAACGGCUGUCUUGUGUUUGGUACGGGCAGAUCUCGUUGUGGGAUCUUAUUAGAGCCCAAAGAAGAUUCGAUAUUGACGGCGGAAGAUUUGGUAGCAAAGGUAUGGCCAGACGUGGAAAAAUCUAAUGAUACGGUACCAACACAUGCUCGAGUUGAGCGACAUCUGGUUCUCGUGGCGAAAAAGGAUAAGAGACUUGAGAGGGCUGCUAAGGGAACGGUCGUCAGAUCCAUUUGCACAGAUAUGUAUAAAGCUGAGAUUGAUAGUGUGUACGCAGCGUUUGAGGCAAGGAAUCACGGAUUCAAUAAACCUGCUCUCAAGUUGCGAAUUUAG
Botrytis byssoidea is the source of this 1770-nucleotide messenger RNA. RefSeq lists its product as uncharacterized. The record is from RefSeq and is a predicted model, not a curated record. NCBI's taxonomy places the organism in Eukaryota, Fungi, Ascomycota, Leotiomycetes, Helotiales, Sclerotiniaceae. Bases 1 to 1770 code for a protein of 589 amino acids. The transcript has 2 exons.